UUCGAACGGUUAGUCACAUAAGCUUUGGCCUUAACAAGAGCCGGAUCUCUUUUGUUUCAUUUCGUUGUUUUCGACGGGCCAGUGAUGUAAGUUUCCGUCACAGAGGACUAAGAUUUAGGCUGAAAUUCCCGACAGAAACUUCGUGAGUGGUUCUUUGCAACGUGUAACAGAGCUUGCAACAACGCCUCGUUUCGGAUUUGUUAGUGCUUUCUGUUUCUGAAGAAUACCGUUCAUUCAAAUCAGCCUUCAAGACCUUCGGAAGCCGGCUCACGUCUUCGCAGACUCAGUGCAAAAUGCUCUCCAUCAGAUUGACGUUGGCUGUUACGCUGUGCUUCAUAAUAGUAGCUGCCCAAAAUGCCCCAACAUUGCCUGACCCGGAUUAUUUGGACGACAUCAGGGAAUACGGGCAGCAUUACACUGACGAAGUGGCGCACAAGUACAGGGAACAAAUCAACAAGAUGGAUAUGCUAGACGUUGAUGACUACCCCGACGAUGACGACGAAGAUGAAGAUUACGACGAUGAUGAGGACGAGGACGAAGAUGAUGACGACGACGACGAUGGUGAAGGCGGAUGCGGCGAUGGUGGUGAUGACGAUGAUGAUGACGACGACGACGAUGAUGACGACGAAGAGGACCUCAGUCCUGUCGAACAAGUCAUCGAAACUUUCUUCACGAGAUAAAUCACACGCAAUGUAAUUAUCGGCUUCGCGUCCUGCUGCAUGCUGUGGUGCAGUGUUUGUCUAUUUUUGUUUAUGAUGUCCAUGUGUACGUAUUUCACGCAUGUUUUCCUUUAGUUUUUUACUAUUAUUUUUAAUCUGUUUUAUUCAGCUUUUUUCAAACAUGUUUAGUUUUGCCGUAAGCAUGUACUUUUUAUCAUUUAUUACCAGAAGUGGUAUAAGUCUUGCAUAAUUUCCUGCGCUUUCUACUUAUCAAUUUUAAGCAAAAAAACUCAAAGUAGCAAAACUCAGUUUAGAAAGAAUAGUGCUUUGUUUUUCUGUGUAUUUUAUUUUAGAUUAGAACGAGAUUUUCUUGUGAUUUAGUUAAAAUAUGUGCCUUGAUGCUCCCGUGAGUCUGUUACAAUAGUAAAGGUAAUAGAAGUUUUCCUGUGUAUUUUAUUUUAGAUUAGAACGAGAUUUUUUUGUGAUUUAGUUAAAAGAUGUUCCUUGAUGUUCCCGUGAGUGUUACAAUAGUAAAAGUAAUAGAAAAACCCAAGAGGCUGAGGGCUUUUUCCUUAUUAGCUGUUAAGAUUUUUUAGAGAUCUUUUCCAUUUUUAGCUGUUAAGAUGUUUUUAUGUACCUUUUGAAUGUUAUACGUCAUAUCUCAAAACUUUGUUAUGCCUUUCACACUCAUAGUUGCUGUGAAUCCAGAGUAAUGGAAAUGAAUAUUUUAUUCGUUCUAUCUCUGCAAAAGUUUUAGCCUCUAUGACUCAAUCUUAUAUUAUUCAUUCUAUCUCUAUUCCUCAUCUAAAUAUUAAUUUCCAUUUACGGAUUCAUGGCAACUGAAUGUGAAAGGCAUAAUAUUUGUCCAUAACUUAAUAAUUGUAAUAUGGAUUUCUUUCCUUAAAUGCAAAUGGUUUACUUACUUCAACAAUUAUUUCAGCAAUAUCUCUUUUACCUAUUAUUGCUUCCAGAAAUAGCUCAUCAAAUACCUCUGUGUUGUUUUCUGUUUAAAUUUAGUUUAAAUUCAUUUACUGUAAUUGUAACCUUGCAAGAAACCUAUUAGUAAAUUCAAAUGUCAAACAUAAUUCGUUAUUGGUGUCACUUUUAUUGUCUCAGUAUAUACAAAUAAGGAAGAAAACCGUAGUCACUUUUAAACAAAUCCUGCUUAGAACAUAUGAUUCUCGAUAAUAUAGCCAUGGUCACUUACUGGAUGCCAAAUAUAAGACAUAUGACCACUCACGAGCGGUAUUUGGCAUCUAAUUUGGCUUCCAGUAAGACUUCUGAAAACUCACGAGUGGUAUUUGGCAUCCAGUAAGACAUCUGAAAUCUCAUUAGCAGUAUUUGGCCUCCAGUAAGACAUCUGAAAUCUCAUAAAAUAUUUGGCAUCCAGUAAGACGUCUGAAAUCUCAUAAACAGUAUUUGGCAUCUAGUAAGGCGUCUGAAAUCUCAUAAACUGUAUUUGGCAUCCAGUAAGACGUCUGAAAUCUCAUGAGCAGUACGCUAAUAACAGAAGAUUAUUAAACUGCUAUGCUGUUCAACUGGCUACUAGAAAGAGUGAGAGAGGAUUAUUAAACUGCUAUGCUGUUCAACUGGCUACUAGAAAGAGUGAGAGAGAAGUUUCAUUUUGGUUAUGUGAUAUAGCAGUGAAAAAAUCUUUGAAGCAUAGCAAAAGAAAGCACAAAAACUUCAUGCAUUGAAAUUUAGACAAUUAAAAAAUCUAUUUAUCAUUGUGAUGAUCCCUAUUUCUUUUACUCAGUCAUGCUUGUUUUCCACCAGAUUAAAUGAUUCGUUGAAAAUGCUUUCGUGAACUCCUCCAACAUGACUUAAAUAUUUGCUCUGCGUAUCCUGUGGUCAGUUGAUGAUCAUAUUUCUAGUCUUGCAAUUAAUCGUUAACUUGAGAUAAUUCCCUAUGGCUCAGGGCUUUCUGUAUUUCCUUCAUCUUCACUGGGUGGGUCAUCGAAAACUGAAGAAAAAAAGGAAAGUUAUUAAAAUUUUAAUUUUCUUAAAGCAAUAGUUAAAAGUAUGAGUUUUGUGUGUUCUUAUCGCUUUUUACUUUAUAUCUCUAGUUGUACGGCAAACUAUGUUCAAUAUAUUUUAGGGAAAAAUGAUAAUGAAAUUGCUGCACUGGAAAAAGUAUAUAAUAUGUCUAAUAUUGCCGCCUUGGAAAUAUUACAGCUAUAAUUGAAAAGGGGGCAUUUAUAGUCUUUAAUUUCGUUGUUUAUUUCUGUAAUAAAGACUUCAUUUAUA
Macrobrachium nipponense is the source of this 2906-nucleotide messenger RNA. Its product is annotated as trigger factor-like. The transcript has 3 exons. Lineage: Eukaryota; Metazoa; Arthropoda; Malacostraca; Decapoda; Palaemonidae. The coding region runs from base 294 to 680 and encodes 128 amino acids. The record is from RefSeq and is a predicted model, not a curated record.